AUGUCGCAAAACCAUCUCGAUCAUACGCCGUCCGAGGAUGCCACUUUACAGGCCCGGGGAUACAAACUUUUAAAAAAACUUGGAGAAGGCUCUUAUGCCAAGGUAUAUCUUGCGGAAUACAAGCCUGAACGUGAACCAGAAAGGCACAACACUCUCGCGUGUAAAGUAGUCGAUACUUCGAGCGCGACAGACGAUUUCGUUGAGAAGUUUUUGCCAAGGGAACUGGAUAUUCUCGUAAAGUUGAAUCAUCCGCAUAUCAUUCACGUGCACAGUAUUUUUCAAAGGCGAACCAAGUAUUUCAUUUUUAUGCGUUUCGCCGAAAACGGAGAUCUCCUGGAAUUCAUCCUUAAAAGUGGUUCAAUUGCGGAGAGCCAAGCCCGAGUGUGGUUCCGACAACUUGCGCUAGCGCUACAAUAUUUGCAUGAAAUGGACAUUGCCCAUCGGGACAUAAAGUGUGAAAAUGUACUGAUAACUUCGAAUUUCAAUGUGAAAUUAGCGGAUUUCGGUUUCGCUCGUUACGUUAUCGACGCUCGGGGCAAAAGAGUGCUGAGCGACACUUAUUGCGGAUCUUUGUCGUACGCCGCCCCGGAAGUGCUUCGCGGGUCUCCGUAUAAUCCAAAAAUUGCUGACAUUUGGUCGCUGGGAGUGAUACUUUAUAUAAUAUUGAACAGAAGAAUGCCUUUCGACGAUCCGAACAUCCAACGCUUGUGCGAAUUGCAGAUGAAUCGGCGCUGGAAAUUUCGGGGCAAAGUUGCGACCAGCCUGAGCGAGAGUGUGAAAAAAUUGGUGACCAAUCUCUUGGAGCCGGACGUAUCGAAACGAUGGAAGCUCGACCAAAUAAUCCACUGCGAAUGGAUUGCCUUGGACCCGAGACUCGUAAUCCUUACAACUGCCGAGCAAAGUGCCCUUAAUAACGCCAUUGAAGAGAGGAAAAAAAAUGAAGAGAAGUACCCAAAAAGGGAAACGAAGAAGGACAAUGUUCAUCGGCCACCGAAAAAUAAUUUAGUUAUUCCGGAAGCUAAACCCAAGAAAAUUGAACUUGAAGAGGUGGAGAAUAAUCCACAAAUUGUAUCGGAAGAAGUCACGAUUAUCAAAGAUGCUGCCAAGGAAACGACUUCGGUUGUCAUCGGAGGAGAACAUUACUUACGAAACCUUAAUGCUUCGGUAUGAAGCACCCAAAAAAUUGUAUAAUACAUUUGUAAAUAAAUAUUGCAUUUUAAUAAAAAAUCAUGCGUGUUAAGAAGAAAAAUUAUUUUGAGAAAGUGUUUUGAAACACGUUGGAGUGAAAAAAUCGAUAGCAUGCAAACUGUUGUGAGACGUCGGCAAUACGCUGAAAUUCUGCUCGGUACAAGCAUCCGGAAGUCUCAAACUUGAAUAACAACGAUGGCC
Molecule: messenger RNA, 1389 nt
Organism: Venturia canescens
Lineage: Eukaryota; Metazoa; Arthropoda; Insecta; Hymenoptera; Ichneumonidae
Product: testis-specific serine/threonine-protein kinase 1-like
Exons: 5
Coding region: 1-1170 (389 amino acids)
Biological process (GO): intracellular signal transduction; protein phosphorylation
Cellular component (GO): cytoplasm
Molecular function (GO): ATP binding; protein serine/threonine kinase activity
Source: RefSeq, a predicted model, not a curated record